CGGCGGUUGCAUCAGAUUCUGGCAAGCUGUCGCCGCAUCCGAGGGUCCGCGAUUCCUAGGAUGGCAGGUUGUUCCGGGGAGCACACUCCCGACUACAGGUCCAUCCUGAGCAUUAGUGACGAGGCAGCCAGAGUGCAGGCCCUGAACGAGCACCUCAGCACGCGUAGCUAUGUGCAGGGGCACUCGCUGUCCCAGGCAGACGUGGACGUGUUCAGUCAGCUCGCGGCCCCUCCCGCUGAUGCUCGGCUCUUCCAUGUGGCUCGCUGGUUCAGGCACAUAGAAGCGAUCCUGGGCGGCCCCUGCAGCAGAGGCGAGCCCUGUGGGCUCCAAGCAAGUAAAGGCCGGCGGGUGCAGCCUCAGUGGUCUCCUCCUGCCGGGUCCGAGCCAUGCAGGCUCCGCCUUUACAACAGCCUCACCCGGAACAAGGACGUGUUUAUACCUCAAAGUGGGAAGAAGGUGACGUGGUACUGCUGUGGGCCGACCGUCUACGACGCCUCUCACAUGGGGCACGCCAGGUCCUAUAUCUCUUUCGACAUCCUGAGACGAGUGCUGAGGGAUUACUUCAAAUUCGACGUCUUCUACUGCAUGAACAUCACAGACAUUGACGAUAAGAUCAUCAAGAGGGCCCGGCAGAACUACUUGUUUGAGCAGUACCGGGAGAAGAGGCCCCGGGCAGCGCAGCUCCUGGAGGAUGUUCACGCCGCCCUGAAGCCGUUUUCGGUAAAACUCAGUGAGACCACGGAUCCCGACAAAAAGCAGAUGCUUGAACGCAUUCAGCACGCGGUGAAGCUAGCCGCAGAACCGCUGGAGGAAGCUGUGCGGCGUGACCUCGCUGGAGAGGAGGAGCUCAGCAGCCACGUGGAGGUCUUGUUGGACGAAGCAAAGGAUUUGCUUUCUGACUGGCUGGAUUCCACACACGGCAGUGAGGUGACUGACAAUUCCAUUUUCUCCAAACUGCCCAAGUUCUGGGAAGAGGAAUUCCACAAAGACAUGGAAGCCCUGAACGUUCUCCCUCCAGACGUCUUAACACGGGUUAGUGAGUACGUGCCAGAGAUCGUGAACUUUGUCCAGAAGAUCGUGGACAACGGUUACGGCUAUGCUUCAAAUGGGUCUGUGUACUUUGACACGGUGAAGUUUGCUUCUAGUGAGAAACACUCCUACGGGAAGCUGGUGCCCGAGGCUGUUGGGGAUCAGAGAGCCCUGCAGGAAGGGGAAGUCUUAGGAAUCUGGGAUGGGAACAUUCUCCCUUUUGUCAAGCACUUGCAUGUCAUAGCGUGAAGCCAAACAGAGUUCAGAGGAGAGGCUGCCCCUUUGGGAUCUGGGGCCGCUGCACGUCAUGAGGCAUUCUAUCCUCCAGCACACUCCGUGAGGUCCUCAGUCACCCGACAACGCCAUUUGGCCGGGAGGAGCAGUGGCCCUUCUCUUCAGAGCUGAACACGUUCACUCUCUCAUUUCUCUAUCAAGCAGUUUGUUCACACUUUAUAAACACAAUUCUUUUCCAUUUAAAGCCAAAUUAAACAGGUCAGCCUGCCCCAUUCACUCCAAAGUUCUCCCUUGGCUCCCCUGGCCUGGGCAUUCCCCCGAGGUUCCUCUUACCGAGGGUGUGUGCUGGGGCCCCCUUGUGACUCUUAGUCUUAAGGUUAGAAACAGCUCAUAUAAACUCUGGACCGUCGACUUAAAAUAAGGAGGCCUGGGUUUCAGGAGA
This is a messenger RNA of Equus quagga, 1705 nucleotides long. RefSeq names its product cysteine--tRNA ligase, cytoplasmic-like. Gene Ontology annotation, biological process: cysteinyl-tRNA aminoacylation. Gene Ontology annotation, molecular function: ATP binding; cysteine-tRNA ligase activity. NCBI's taxonomy places the organism in Eukaryota, Metazoa, Chordata, Mammalia, Perissodactyla, Equidae. The record is from RefSeq and is a predicted model, not a curated record. The coding region runs from base 61 to 1278 and encodes 405 amino acids. The transcript is spliced from 12 exons. Gene Ontology annotation, cellular component: cytoplasm.